This is a messenger RNA of Oryza sativa Japonica Group (Japanese rice), 3300 nucleotides long. Its product is annotated as kinesin-like protein KIN-7G. Gene Ontology annotation, biological process: microtubule-based movement. Gene Ontology annotation, molecular function: ATP binding; microtubule motor activity; microtubule binding. Lineage: Eukaryota; Viridiplantae; Streptophyta; Magnoliopsida; Poales; Poaceae. The record is from RefSeq and is a predicted model, not a curated record.
UUACUAUUCUAGGCUUCUAGCAAAGCUUCGCCAAUCGAGGCGACGCUUAAAAUGGGAGAGCCCCGGAGGCGCGCGCAACCGCACCACGCUCGCCGGCGCCACCGCGCCACGAGUUCCACGGCCGCGGCGUCGUCGUCGUCGUCGUCUACGGUCCAUCACCGCCCCCGAUCGAUGCACCCCGUGCCGCCGCCGGUGGCCGCGCCUCCUCCCGCGCGCCGCUAGGUCUCCCGCACGCGCCUGCAUGCGGUAUUGCGGUGGCCGUGGCGGUGGUUGACUGACCCCAUGGCGUCGCGGCACCGGAGGGGGGCUUUCCCCGCGGGGGCGAAGGCGGCGCCCGAGGCCGAGGCGGCCAAGGAGAGCGUCGCCGUCGCCGUCCGCUUCCGUCCCCUCAGCCCGCGGGAGGUUCGGCGAGGGGAGAAGAUCGCGUGGUACGCGGACGGCGAAACCGUAGCGCGGAGCGAGCAGUCCAACCUCGCGUAUGCCUACGAUCGAGUCUUUGGACCAACAACAACAACACGUCACAUAUAUGAUGCUGUGGCUCAAUAUGUUGUUAAUGGUGCCAUGAAGGGAAUAAAUGGUACAAUAUUUGCAUACGGGGUUACAAGCAGUGGAAAGACACAUACAAUGCAUGGUGAUCAAAUAUCCCCAGGGGUAAUACCUUUGGCUGUGAAGGACAUUUUCAAUAUAAUACAAGAGACCCCAAAUCGAGAGUUCCUCCUUCGUGUAUCAUACUUGGAAAUAUAUAACGAGGUUGUCAAUGAUCUACUAAAUCCUGCAGGGCAGAACUUACGGAUUAGGGAGGAUCUUCAGGGAACAAUUGUUGAAGGGAUAAAGGAAGAAGCAGUGUUAUCUCCUGUACAUGCUUUGUCCCUUAUUGCAGCUGGAGAAGAGCUUAGACAUGUUGGAUCCACUAACUUCAAUCUGCUAAGUAGCAGAAGCCAUACAAUUUUCACACUGACAAUAGAGAGUAGCCCCCGUGGUCAGUCUAACGAAGCGGAAGCGGUUACCUUAUCUCAGCUGAACCUCAUCGACCUGGCAGGUUCUGAGAGUUCAAGGGUUGAAACUGCAGGAGUACACCAGAAAGAAGGGUCUUAUAUCAAUAAAAGCCUGCUGACUCUUGGAAAGGUGAUAUCAAAACUGACUGAUGAGAAAGCUACUCACAUUCCAUUUCGAGAUUCAAAAUUAACGCGGUUGCUAAAGUCAUCAUUGAGUGGUCAAGGACGUGUUUCUUUAAUUUGCACAGUUACUCCAGCAUCAAGCAAUUCUGAAGAGACACAUAAUACAUUAAAAUUUGCCCACCGUGCAAAGCACAUUGAGAUCCAAGCAACACAAAAUAAGAUUAUGGAUGCAAGAUCUCUAAUCAAGAAAUACCAAAAUGAAAUUCGUCAACUAAAGGAAGAACUUGAACAGCUGAGAAGGAGUAUUCGUACUGGAACCCCUAUAGAAGACACCAUGCAAAAGAACAUCAUUUGUUGGAAACAAAAGCUAGAAGAUUGUAAUGUCAAGCUUCAAUCUAGACUGGAACAAGGAGAAGAAGCUAAAGCUGCUUUGCUUGAGAGGAUAGAACAUCUAACAGAACUAAUUCUGGUUUCCGCAAAGGCAAGUCGGACUACUAAAUCGUCUCACUGCCCAAGGCGAAGACAUUCUUUUGGUGAAGAGGAGCUUGCAUAUCUCCCAUAUGAAAGGCAAGACAUCAUACUGGAUAAUGAAAGCAAUAUGUUGUUUGUUCCUAUCGAAGGAUUCGGUGAAAAAUUUAAAAGCUCCCCCAAGGAGGAGACGGAAAAUCAGAAAGGACACCUUAACUGGCUGAAUCUACGGAAGUGUGAUAGUGGUUCUACUAAUCUGACAAGUUCGGAUGGUGAAAACCCUAGUUCGACCAAAUCAUUACCUGCCCUUUCCACACCUCUGGGGAUCGGAUUUUUUAAUGUCACAUCAGAACAAAGGAUGUCAGAUUAUAUGCUUGCUGAGAAUGUACCGGCUAAUCUGUUAUGUGUUGGCCAUAGAGAAUUUCCUUCUGACAGCCUUCCUGUCCAGGAAACACCUUUGGUUAGUAGAAAGACUUCAGAUCAUGUGGACAUAUUGAGAGAGCAAUUCAAUAUUUUAUCAGGGGAGGUUGCACUCCAUCAAAGUGUUCUAAAGCGCCUAUCAGAGGAAGCUGGAAAAAAUGCAAUGAAUGAACAGAUUGAGAUGGAAAUGAAGGUGGUCAAUGAUGAGGUUAAGCUCAAUAAGCAGAAAAUAGCAUCUUUAGAAAGGCGGAUUUCUAAUUCAAUGUCAAAUAGUCGAGGCAUGCAUGAUAAUUUAGAACUCUCACUGCCUUACAUUGAAAUACCUGAGCAACUCAAUGAGAAAGCGUUUCAACUUGAGGCAAGUGAGUGCCAAGAGUUUCUGUUGUCAGAAAGAACCACAUUUCAGCACAACACAGGCAUUGUCCAAGAAACAGGAUCUCAAGCUCACAAAGGAAAGCCAUUGCCCAGUGAUGUAUCUGAUGAAUUUCUGAAAAAGGCGUCACAGGCAGAGAUUGAUGAACUGAAGCAGAGGGUAUCUGAACUCACUGAAGCCAAAUCUCAACUAGAUUCUUGUAACCAUAAGCUUCUAGAGGAAAGUACAUAUGCCAAGGGCCUCGCCUCAGUGACCAGUGUUGAGUUGAAGGCACUAUCAGUAAAAGUCACCAAACUGAUGAAGCAGAACGAGAGGCUUAGCAGCGAGUUGGCAUCAGGAAGAAACCAAAGAAGAGGAAGCCAUGGUCCGAGGGGAGCUAGGAGGGAAAGCCACACGAAACGAUAUGAACCAGCUCGCAGAGGAGACAUGAAUGCUCUGGAGGCCAUGCUGAAGGAGAAGGACCAAAGACAGGCAGAACUUCAUACGAAAAUUGAGGAGUCAAAACAGAAGGAAGCCUUCCUGGAGAAGGAGCUUGCCAAUAUGUGGACUGUACUGGCAAACUUGAAGAAAACCAGGGGAAUUGACCAAGAAGAUUUUGACUCCAAAUACAAUGGAUCAUGGGCCUGAAAGCACUGAAGCAGGUCGUGGUAGAAAAACAAUCUUCCAAUCGUCUGCUCUUCAGCAAUGUAUAGGCAGCUGUACCAGAUAAGCAGGGUGCUUUUUUUGUACUCCAUAUAAGCAGCUGUACCUGGGUUCUUCUCCAGUCUGAAGUUUGCUGUCUGUAUACUCCUGAAAUAAGCUUCCAGCGUGAGUAAGUGCUUGUUGCUGGAAUAUUCACUGCUAACUGCUCCCGAUUGAUUUACAAAUUACAAAUGUGUGAAUAUAUGUAAAGUAAUGUAAACUAUUUUAUUUGUCCGUUCA